CCCACUCUUUAUUUUAUCAUCAUCAACACUCUUGACUCGAUCGUGGCUGCGCAUGCAAGGCAUGCAUCACUCCUUCUGACUCAUCCCGAUCCACGAGUCUUGACUGCUGCCACCUCCUGCUUGAUCAGGGGCCCAGUGGUGCGCAGCUCCACCACCCACGAGUCGGCCCGAGCAUCAUGGCUUCUUACGCUGACGAGCUACUAGCGGAUCUAGGAUCGGACUCGGAGGGUUCUGGAAGAGAGUCGCCAGAGCCCGUAGGAGACAAUGGUGCAAAUGCGCAAGCACCGGUUGCGGACGCUGGAGAGGGGAAGGGGGAAGACAUGGAAGUGGAUGGGGCUGAAAGCCAAAAGCUGAUGAAUGUUCCAGAGGGAGGAACGCGACCCGCCGAGGAGAUGGAUCAGCAAGAGGUGGACAGGAUGAAUUUGAAGGAUGUGCACAGCGUUCGGAGUGUCGCCAAGCUUUUGCAGGGGUCAAAGUUGCAGGAGACGCUCAGAGCUAUCGAUGUGUACAUCAACCAACCGGGGCCUUCAGCUGAAGGUGCCAAUCAAGCCAUGGCGGCUUCUUCCGAGGACUCGGAUGAGUACCGCUUGAUCGUCAAAUCCAACAAUUUGGCAGUGGACAUCGAUAAUGAGGUGCUCAUUGUACACAAGUACAUACGAGAUCACUACGCCCCUCGCUUUCCAGAGCUAGAAUCGCUCAUUCCCAACCCUUGGGAUUUUGUGCGCGCGGUACAAGCUUUGGGAAACGACGAGAGCCUCACCAAGGCUUCCUUGGAGCAAAUUUUGCCACACGGCACGGUAGUGGUGAUCAGCAUGACGGCAUCUACCACACAGGGCAAGCCUCUAUCCACUCAAGAAUGGCGCCGGGUCGAAGAAGCGACGGAGUCGGUGUUUGAGCUCGAGGCAGCUCGUAGAAAGAUUCUGUCCUACGUCGAGAGCAGGAUGACUUUGAUCGCGCCUAAUCUGAGCGCUGUGGUGGGCACGCGAGUCGCCACCAAGCUACUGGGUGUCGCUGGAGGUUUGACGGGCUUGAGCAAGAUUCCUGCUUGCAACGUACAUCUCCUCGGCGCAUCCAAGAAAGCUGCCACUGGCUUCUCGACCGCUUUCCACAAUCGACCCGUUGGCUUCAUCUUUCAAGCGCCGCUCAUACAAGAGGUGGGCGAGGAGUAUCAUCGACAAGCUCAAAGGAUUGUUAGUGCUAAAGCAAUGCUGGCCGCUCGAGUGGACAUGAAUGGCUCGGACAAGUACGGCACCUACGGCGCGAGGAUUCGCAAAGAGCUGGAAAAGAGAUUGGAAAAGCUUCAAGAGCCACCGCCAGUCAAGAUGACCAAAGCUCUGCCGAUCCCGAAAGAAGGUGGAAAGAAACAGCAGAGAGGAGGUAGGAGAGCGAGAAAGUUGAAGGAGAUCAAUGGAACGACGGAUUUGAAGAAGCAGCAAAAUAGGAUGGAGUUUGGCAAGGCGGAGGAUGAGGCGGGCAUCUUUGACGAGACGGUGGGGUUGGGCAUGAUGUCUGCUGGGCAGACUGGGCGUGUGAGAGCCAAAGUUGCCAACAAGGCGCACGCUGCCAAAAUGUCAAAAAGCAACAAGGACCGGCUGGCAGCUUUGAAGGGCAGAUCGGCCGCUUCUGCAUUGGACGCUGGCGGAGAAUCGUCAGGUACAGCUUCCAGUCUGUCCUUUACCCCAGUGCAAGGUAUAGAAUUGGUCGACCCUUCUCGCCAACGACGUGUCGAUGAGGCGAAUGCAAAGUGGUUCAAGGAAGGCACGUUCUCGCUCGCGCCUGGAGCCAGGGGCAAUAUCAUUCCUGGCUCUUCAACUUCCGGUAGCGCUGUGCCUUCCGCACCAGGAAGUAUGGGACCUCCAUCACUACCGCCAACCAAAAGACCGCGAGUGGAGUAGGAGCUGAUUCACGUUGGACUUCGAUCAAACUUGCAAAUCUUUGUGUACAGUACUAUACAUGGCGCAAGCAUGAGCGUGCGUUCUGUCACUUGGGACAUUCCACCCUGCGCCUGAGCACCUCUCUGGCGGUGUUGAGAUCAUAAUUCUCCGCAAUUCCGAGGUCUUGUUUGAGCGCGACCCAAACUCUCGUAUGGUUUGCUGGGUCCUCAUCGAACAGAGCUCUAGUAGCACGAGACAAUGUCCACUUUUCCCUCGCAUCGGUAGACAG
Ceraceosorus guamensis is the source of this 2163-nucleotide messenger RNA. Its product is annotated as Nop domain-containing protein. The transcript is spliced from 7 exons. The coding region runs from base 177 to 1895 and encodes 572 amino acids. Lineage: Eukaryota; Fungi; Basidiomycota; Exobasidiomycetes; Ceraceosorales; Ceraceosoraceae. Gene Ontology annotation, biological process: mRNA splicing, via spliceosome; spliceosomal tri-snRNP complex assembly. The record is from RefSeq and is a predicted model, not a curated record. Gene Ontology annotation, cellular component: U4 snRNP; U4/U6 x U5 tri-snRNP complex; precatalytic spliceosome.